This is a messenger RNA of Puccinia graminis f. sp. tritici CRL 75-36-700-3, 252 nucleotides long. RefSeq lists its product as uncharacterized. The record is from RefSeq and is a predicted model, not a curated record. Bases 1 to 252 code for a protein of 83 amino acids. NCBI's taxonomy places the organism in Eukaryota, Fungi, Basidiomycota, Pucciniomycetes, Pucciniales, Pucciniaceae. The transcript has 2 exons.
AUGCUUGACUUGGAAAGAGGCACCCCAGCAAUCUCCGUCAGACAGGGCGACGAGGAGGACAAUCGGUCGAGGAAGUCGAGUGUGGUGAGCCGGUUCAGCCUCCGCUCCUUCUCCCUCCGACCGGCCAUGGACAUGUCGAUCUUCCAAGCACGCAACGACGCGCCCCUCGAUACCUUCCAGCUCGAAAUCAAGCACCGCAAAAGGCUCUCCAAAGAGAAUGGCGGUCCCUCCAUCCUUCAAGCCUGGACAUAG